AAUGGGUCCUCGGAAAUUAUACGUACGCUAUUUCAAACAGGAAGAGCAGUGUAUGAUUUUUCCUGUGUAGCGGUUGUAUUUGGAAUAUUUAAUUGAAGAUGUUAUCGAUGUUCAAAAAUAUCCCAACCCAUAUGGAUUACAAGGGCCAGAAAUUAGCCGAACAAAUUUUUCAAGGCAUCAUUCUGGUAUCAGCGGUUAUCGGGUUUUUAUACGGCUUUGCCAUUGAACAAUUUGGAUGGACUGUGUACAUAGUGCUGGGAGGUUUUGCUGUGUCCUGCCUGCUCACCCUACCACCCUGGCCCAUGUACCGCCAAAAUCCCCUCAGCUGGCAACCAGCUCUGCCCGAAACAUCUGGAGACAGCCGUGAGAAGCCACAGGAGAAUCUUAAGAAGAAGAAACACAAGUAGACUGUCCAGUCCCAUUUCUGUCAAUGCUGAGCAAGAGUUUUGUAUUCAAAAUGUGAAUCUUGAGAAGUUGCCGAUGUAGUGAAAGUGUGCCUAUUUGUAUUCAAAAUUACAUACUGAUAUUGAAAUAAAGGAAAUCACAUUUCUUGAGAUUC
Sardina pilchardus (European sardine) is the source of this 559-nucleotide messenger RNA. It is a transcript of the gene spcs1, whose product is annotated as signal peptidase complex subunit 1. The coding region runs from base 99 to 407 and encodes 102 amino acids. Gene Ontology annotation, biological process: protein targeting to ER. Lineage: Eukaryota; Metazoa; Chordata; Actinopteri; Clupeiformes; Clupeidae. Gene Ontology annotation, cellular component: signal peptidase complex; endoplasmic reticulum membrane. The transcript is spliced from 4 exons. The record is from RefSeq and is a predicted model, not a curated record.